Messenger RNA from Aspergillus welwitschiae, 498 nucleotides. RefSeq lists its product as uncharacterized. NCBI's taxonomy places the organism in Eukaryota, Fungi, Ascomycota, Eurotiomycetes, Eurotiales, Aspergillaceae. Bases 1 to 498 code for a protein of 165 amino acids. The transcript is spliced from 3 exons. The record is from RefSeq and is a predicted model, not a curated record.
AUGAUAUUCCUCUCCCUCGCCACCGCUCUCUCCUCCCUUAUCGCCACCGUCUCCGCCUCCAUACCAUCUACAUAUACCCUCGUCGCUGACGGAGGCUGGACUGUCGUUACUGAUGGAACACACUUAUACAUCGGAACCGGCGACAUCGAACACUACCCUAUUCUCAUCCUGAAAGGCGGCGCCAACAACACCAUGAUAACCGGGCACAAGCAAUACGACACCUCCACGCCCAUACAACACCUCUACGUCAAGGAGGACGAGACAGCGCCGAUUGCCCUGACGAAGCCUGGUGGCGCUGCUCCCGCCGGGGCAAGUGUGACUGGGUUCGGGGUGGACGAGGACAAUUAUCUGCUUCUUGAUGGGGAAGAGGCGUGGGGUGUUGAGCCGAGUGAGGGGCAGAUAAGGAAGAUUUAUUGGCUUAGUGGGGAUGAUGGCGAUGCGGGGGAGGGGGAGUAUGAAGGGAUCGGGUUGUGGGUUAAGGAGUGUCGGGGAUGUUAA